Caenorhabditis angaria is the source of this 9081-nucleotide messenger RNA. NCBI's taxonomy places the organism in Eukaryota, Metazoa, Nematoda, Chromadorea, Rhabditida, Rhabditidae. The record is from the annotation of a GenBank genome assembly.
AUGAUUAAACUUUUAAUCGGUAUUGUAUUCGGAGUUUCACUUUGGUUGAUUGUAGUUGGCAUAUCGUUUGGAAUCGAUUUACCGAAACUUGUUAGAAUAUGGCCGGAUUUUUCGAAUUCUUCGUCGGAAAAUCAUCGAGAUCUGGAAUAUAUCGUUGAAAGAGUUCGGCAUAGAAUAGAAGAUGGGAAAGAAGAGAAGGAGGAUAUGAGAAAUGGUGUGUAUUUGACACAUCAUCGAUAUUUUCUGGAAAAUGUUGCCAAUUGGAAAUGGGAAUAUGCGGAUAGGUUGGUUUUUGCUAAUUAAAAAAAAUUAAAUUUGCUGAUUGUGAAUCGAAAUUUUUGUUUUUAUUAUUUUUUUCAACUUGAAUCACCCCAUAACACAAUUUAUCACUAAAAUUCUUGAAUUUUUGCUGUUUCAAGAUUCUAAUCUAGAACUAUUUCAGUUGAUAAUUCUUAUGAUAAUCCAAACCUGAUUUUCUGAACUCAGAAUCUCAAAAAUUUUGCAAAAGUCAGAUCCUAAAAAAAUUUCCCAAAAACGUGACAUUUUUGACGUGACACGUAGAACAUAAUAAUUCAUUUCCAGAAAAUUCUCAUUAAACGACAUUUGCUACAAACCCCACUAUGAACUCAUCAAAACCUCGAAUUCCCGCCAAACCUCCGCGAUUCACAAGAAAAUCGAAAUUGAAGCACGAAAAGCAUCGCCUUGUCUCAUAGUUUCACCGCUGAAUUGCUUCUAUGAUUCAUACAAACUCCAUUCGGAUAUCAGUGAAUGGAAUUCGAAUGUUGAAAUUAUGAAUGGUGAAAUUAGAAGUUUGUGGGAGGAAAAUGGGACAAAGCCUUAUGUAAAGGGGAAUACAAAAUUGGAAAUUAUCGAUGGUUGGUCGAAAAUUGUUGAUCGAAAAUGGUAUGAGAAAAUUGAAGAGUGGAUAGCGGUUAGUUUUUCAAUCCUGAAAUUUAUAAAUUUCAAAAAUAUCUUCAGAGUUUGAAACCAAAAUCAAAAGUUUGCGCAGACCCUCUAAGAUCUUGUGAAGAUUUAUAUGAUGCUCAAAACUAUUUCAAUAUGUGCACAAUAAUGUCAACAUUCAAUGAUUAUGAUUCAAAAAAUGAGAUAACCCUCAAAUUCGAAUUGGAUGACGAUGAUUCGGAACUGAUGACCAAAUUAGAUUGUGUAGAAGAUCGAGAAUUAUUCAUUGAAUGGGCCAAAGAGAAGGAAUUGCUCAAUAUGAUUGAUGUGAUCUCGCCGAAUAUGUCAUUGCAUUUGCCGAAUUAUGAGAAAAUAUUGGAUGGGCCGUGUAAUGGUGUUUUUGGCGAGGGGAAUGAGGACAAGCUUUUUAGUGGAAGUUAUGAUGGAGAUUUUGUUUUUGAGAUUUUUUUAAUGAACCCGGAGGAUUUUUUAUCAAGCUUGGUAAGAAUUUAGUUUUAUUUAAACUCAAAAAGACGCUUUUUCACGCUGAGAAAGAUCCUGUUUUCAGUUUUGCUAAACGACUCUCUGAAGAGCCCAAAAAUUGAGAAUUUUCUGAAAAUUGCGUUUUUGAGAGCCUGUAACUCAUGUUAAAGAUAAUUUUUAUGAAAAACUGAAUGCAUCACGUUGUUCAGGAGGGUUGAUUUACCAAAGUCAGAAAUUUUUACAAAAUUUUCCAAAAAUGUGCAAUCCAGAGCUGAAAAUCAUUAUAGAGAUAUUUAGUAUCAAAAUUCUGAAUUUUCAAGCUCCAGAGCUCACUUGUCAUUAAAAAAUCCAGAAAUCCAGCUUAUUUUCAACUAAAAAAGCUUCUAGAGUAAAAUUCAUGAUUUUAAGAAAAUUCUAGGUAAAAAAUCAUGCUUUUCAAGCUCCAGAGCUCAAUUUCCAUCAAAAAUCAAUAAUUCCAGGCUAUUUUUGGCCAAUAACGUGCUCCAAGGCUCAAUUUUCAUCAAAAAUCCAGAAAUUCAGCUUAUUCUCAACUCAAAAAGCUUCUGGGGUAAAAUUCAAAAAAAAAUCAUCUCUAACAUGAGUUAUGGGCUCUCAAAACCACAAAAUUUCAAAAAUUCUUAACUUUUGGCUCUUUAGAGAGUCGCUCAGCAAAAACUGAAAACAGGAUCUUUGUGAAAAACUGUACAGAAUCAUCUUUGUCUCACACUAGGACUCUAUCUGAAUUUUUUGAAAUUUUCAAUUUGAAAGCCUUAAUUUCUACAUAAGUUCCCUACAGUACCUAUGUAUUCACUCUGAUUUUUCAGAAUCAACAGAAUAAUAAGAUCAAUUGGACACUAAGUGAUUCUAAUGAAAUAAUCAACAUUUGGAGAACCAACAUCAGAUCUGAAGCUAUCAAAUGGAACUCGAAAAAACUCAGCGAAAAACUGAAAAUUGUGACAGAAGUUGUGUCACUGAACACUGAAGACGAGAAAAAUCCAGAAAAAAAUUUUAUAAUAGUUUUAUCAAAUCAAUUUUUAACCGUACUUGUAAGUUUUUCAUUUUUUUUUCUGCAUUAAAAAUCUCAAAAGUUUUCAGAUUUUAUCCACAAUUUUCCUAUGGAAUAGCACAAUCAUUUAUAGCACAUCAAGUUUUAUUGCUAGAACUUUUUUUGGGUUUAUAGUUGUUUUCAAUUAUUUCGACGGGUCUUCUUUUUCUUCCAAAAUUAUGGUGAGAGGAUUCAAAUUUCUCCUAGAAAUUUUCAGAAUUUUUUGCAGAUUUUCACGGGUUUUUUGAUUGUUCUCAAUAUGAUUUUAACUUCCUGGAUCUCGAAAAGAUGGAGAACAAAAAGAAAAAACGACUCGCAAACCAUAGCAGAAACUAAAGAAAGUAUGAGAAGUAUUUCGAUGGCAUCAAGUGUUUUUGAAAAUUGGACAAAUCAAGAAAUGCUACAAUAUUUCGAUAAUUAUCUACGGAAAGCUUCGGAAUCUGAAUUUUCAAAUUGGUUUCGGAUAAAUUCGGCGAUAUGGGUGUUGUUGAUUAUUCCAUGCUUGAUUAUUGAGAAUUUUGUGGAGUUGUUUGUUUUGAUUGGACCUUCGAUUGGAGUUUUUAUGGUGGAGAGAUAUUUUAGAGGUUUGUGGGGUUUUCGGGGAAUUUUCAACUCGAAAAUAUUUGGACCAAAUCAGAGCAGGUUUUUUACUAUCAAAAAAAUUUAGAGAAAACAAUUUUUAAUAAAAAAAAGUCAAAAUCUCCAAAUUCAACAAAAUUUGAAAGAUUUUUAGGUUUCAGAGAUAUUAUACAAUUUUCGAUUUUUUUCCACUGAAAAUUAUCCAUUUCAAAUUGUUUUCAGCUGAAUCAUGAUUUUUCCAACCAAUAUUUCAAAAUUUGAAUUAUUUUCAGGUUUCAUAUUGAUUUUUAGAGUUUUCAUUGUGAGGGUUUUAAAGAAAAUAAUUUUUGAUCUACCCGAAUUUUUUUUUAGAAAAUAGGAUCAAGUUGAAAAAAAAAUAAUGAAAAAAACAUUUUUCUACAGAAAAUUUCGAUUCAGCAAAUGUCUGAAAACCCUAUUUUUUCCACACAAAAAUUAAAAAAAAUGUCAAAAAUAGAAGAAAAUUUUUAACAUUGGUUCUUCAAAAUUCCAAAAUCCCUCACAAUUCCUGUUUUUCCAGCAUGUAAAGAUGAAAAAUGUGGAAAUUUGAUUGAUCGGAUUAAAAAUUGUCGAAAACGACUUAUUGAGAGAAUUGAUGAAGAAGGAAUUGAGAUGGUUAAUAUGGCAGGAUGUUCGGAAACAAUCCAAAAUUCACCGAAGAGAACGCCUACGGUUUCCAGGAGACAUAUUGUAGGUUUAAAAAAACAAUCAUGCCUUUAUAAAAGAAAUUUUCCAGAAAUCAAUCCACAAAAUCCAGAACUAUAUCCAAUAUUAUUCAUCGUGGUUUUACUAUCAUAUUCUAUUCCUGUCUAGAAGAUCAGCAAUUUAUAUUUAUUCGAUCUCAACACUAUGUUUUCUUCUAUCACUUUUUGUCAUUCUGUUUUGGAAUCCUUCACCAAUUCCAUCAACUUUUCCAAAACAAUAUUCAGAAGAUGUAUUUGUUGAUAUAAAAAUUGAAAAUUUGGCCAGAAAUUGGCAGAGGUUUUUGGAUUUUGAGAAGGAGAUGAAAAAUUAUGCAAAAGAAUUGACGAAUUGGAGAAAUGGUUUUGAAAUUUAUAUGAAAAAACGGAAAUUGUGCAUUUCUGAUGGAUGUCGUGAUAAAUUAUCAUUUGAAACAUUUUACACUUCUUGGUUUGCGGAGGACAAAUUAUCAUCUUCGAUUUCGGCCAAAAGUGCUCAACCGAAUUUUGAUGUUUUUGAUGUGAGUUGAAAAUAUAUUUUUGAAAAAUGUGGCUGCCGUGAAAAAUAAAAAUCAGUUCAGCUUCGUCAGUCGCGUGCGGCUUGGCGUCGCGGUCGAGAAAUGAUUAAUUCUCUCAUUUAUUUUCCAACCGCGACGCACUGCCGCACGCGACUGACGGAGUAAAGUUGUUUAUAUUCAUUCAGUUCUGGCAGCCACAUUUUUCAACUUCAAAAAUAUCUAGCAUUCCAAAUUUUCAGGAUAUCUAUAAUCCAUCAAUAUUCAAAUUCCGAUUAAGAUACGAUGUGCUCCCGAAAAAUUUCGAAAAUUUCCUACAACUCUGUGACCAAUAUCAUGUAACUCCAAUUGGAAAUGCCAAAGAAUUUGCGAUUUCUCAAAAAAAUUAUAAAAUAAGGUUAGUCAUAGUAAGCAGAAAUCCCUAAUUAUUCAUCGAGCUCACACAAAAGUGCAUAUGAACUUUUUUGCGCCGCGAUUUCUCAGCUUAUUUGAAAAUGCGAGGAGAAGGAGCAAGAAAAAACCUCGGCCGAUUUUAUUUAAUAAUAAUCAUGUAGGGCAUUGAAAUGCAGGUGUCAGGCAACACAAAAAAAAACAACAACUUACCUGAACUCUCUGUUUUUUCAGGAACAAUUUCACCCGAAUUCAUCUGCUCUCCACAAUUUCAAUUCUCAUUAUUUCCCUGGUUUUUAUCACCAUAUUUUUCAAUUGGAAAUUCGCCGUGGUUUUUGGGAUUUUUGGAAUUUUCACGAGAAUUGAGAUCGGAGCCGUGAUUUGGAUCUUAUUCAGAAAUUCUGAAGUUGUUCUCGAAAAUCAUCAAAUAAUCGCGGAUUUUUCGUGUUUUCUAGGUUUGUGAAAAAAGUUUUUGCCACCCUUCUUUUAUUGAAAAUGAGCACUUGAAAAUGGAAAUCCAAAAAAAGGGCUCUUUUCCCCUUUUCCCCCUUUUUUUUGCUCGAAUUUAAUUAGUAGCAAGAAAGAAAGAAGAAGGUGUGAGUAAAUAAACAACAAAAAAUCUCAUUAUUUGUUGUGUUGCAGGUCUCCUAAUUGCCUGGAAGCCGCUCAUCUCGCUUUUCGCCUAUCAAAAUCGCAUAAGAACUUCAAUUCAACGCGACGAGUUGGCUGGAAAAGAGGAGACGCGAAAACCGGCGAUUCCGAUUGCACAUUUUGUGGAUACGGCGAAUAUUGUAGUUGUGCUAAGUUGUGGUGAGUUAAUUUGGGUUCGGAAUUUGUAGAACUUUUGCAUAUCUACAAUUGACCUAGAAUAUAGUGUAGUUUCUUCAAAAUUAUUUAUUUAUUUUUAAUGAGCUCCAGAGGAUCCAGAUCCUUUGGAGUGGUGCCAGGUUCGAUUUCCGGUUAUGGGCGGGACCCUUGAGGAGUUUUCAGAGAAGGUACCCCGAGUUUUUGUUUUUGUUAAGGACUUUAAGGUUAGGGGCUUCAAGGUUAUGGUAAUUUAAAUUUAGGGCCUUAAGGUUAAUGAAGUUGGGGUUAAGGAAGUUAAGAACAGGCCUGUGCUGGAAAUUUUCCAAUUUUGCUAAAUUUUUGCUCGACAAAUCCGGAAAGUAAAAGAUCACCCAGUUUUGUGAAAAUUUUCCUAGAAUCUGACAAAAAAUCUAAAUUUUCGAGAAUUUUUCAAAUUUUUUUUGAUUUAAAAAAUCACUUGUAAAUGGAGAAAUUUCAGAUUUAGUGCUGAAAUUUGAAAUUUUUAAGACUUGAUUGGCUAUAAAGAUUCAGAAAAACCGACAUUUUCUGUUUUGUGGACACUACUGACAAAAAAUCUGAAAUUUCGAGAAAGUUUUCAGAAUUUUUCUUUUUUUUUAUUUUCGGAACUGAAAACCUGACAAAUUCCAGAAUAAACCUAAGUUUUACAGUCAAUUUAGUGCUGAAAUUUAAAAUUUAAAGUCAUUUACCUUAAUGAGUGGCUAUAAAGAUUCAGAAAAGCCAAAAUUUUGUAUUUUGCGAACACUACAAAUAUUGUAGUUUUGCUAUUUUGUGCCUAAUUUCCACCCUUUAUACAAAAAUUGUAGCAACAUUUAAAACAAAAUUGUAUAGUCUUUUCGAAUGCCUUCCCCCAGCUCCCCUUCCGUUUUUAAUUGCGAGGUGUGAACAAUAAUUUGUUCGACUUGUCCUUCUCCCCCAGCGAUAUUUCAGCCGGCCGCGCGGAGAAGACAUAGAGGGGGGAGAGUCGAGAAAACGUAGAGGAGACCACCCCUAGGCAUAGAGGAGAUGAUGAUGAUGAGGAGAAGAAAAAACGGAGAAGGCUGGGGGGACAGGCUUGCUCAGCAUGCACAUUUUCAUAUACAUACACUUUUUUUCGUCUCCCCCCGUUUUCGCGCGCGAGCUUGCGCAAUAUAUGAAUGUUGUAUUCGAGAAGAAGAUGAAGCUGAGGAAGACAACUUGUGUGUAUGCAUGCAUGUGUGCUUUAUUUUUUUGAGUUUGGGUGGCCGCUGAUGGAUUGCUGCCCCGUGGGUGGCGCUCUCCUUUUUUUUCCGGCUCCCCCCAUUUUUCCACGAUGAAUGUGUUUUUUAUUGUGCCUCCCCCAUUUUUUUAGUAGGUGAUUAGUAGAUAGUUUGGGUUUAUUUAUGGGGGUCUUGGAGUUUUUUAAGGGUACUGUAGAGUUUUGAGGAUCUGAAGGUGAGACUCAACCUAGAUCUUCUGGCUUUUGAGAUCUUUGAAGAUUUUGGAGAUCUACGUUUACGUUUUUAUCGUUUUACGGUUUUACGGCUCAAAAAAUUGUUAAUAAAUUAAAUUUGAAAAAAAUCACUAAAUACAUAUGGUGAAUUUUGACAGAAUCAAAUUGAAACUUUCAAAAAAAAAUUUUUAUGAAAAUUUUGUCCUAAUUAAUUAAUUUUUUAUGGAUAUGGAGAAUAAUAUUGUUAAAAUUAUGUUGGAGUUAAUUAAGAUAAGUUACCAAAUCCCAAUUUUUGAAGUAAUUUUUGCUGUUUUUCUAAAUUUUACGAAUUUUACGGGAUUUCACGGUUUUAUUAAACCGUAAAAUUCCCAUUUUACGUUUUACGGUGCCACGUAAAAAUUUCCCAGGGUUAAUUAUGAAGUUUCACAGGUAGAGCUUUUUUAUCCCCGAAAAAUAAUAUCAGAAAUUCUAUUCUAGGAAAUAUUUAAAAGUUUUCAAUUUCUGAAGUUCGGAAAAAAAUUACUUGGAAUCUUUUUUCUUCAAUUUCAAACAUUUUUUUUUUCGAUUUCUAAACACAACCAACAAGACACAGUUGAAAAUUACGAGAUAAAUAAGAUUUACAAAAAAACACAGCGCUAUUUAUUCAAUUAUAGUAAAAAAAUUAUCCAAAGCCAAGUUAUAGGGCUUCAAACCGCGCGGUUCGUUUUUUCCGAAGGAAAAACAUUUGAGCUAAUUUUUCUUGUUGACUGACCUCAGAGUAUGUGUAUUUCUGCAGAAAUAACUUAUUAAUUUUAUUCUAGUGAACAAUUAAUUAUUUGACGUCAUUUCAUGUACUUGGAGAGACCUACAUUUAAUUAAAACACUUUGCCUGUUUCUUGAAUGAGUGAAAAUAUUUUUCAUUUUUAAUUGUAAAAACCACAAAAAAAAUACCACCGUGACCGCAAAAAUCAUGAAUAAAAAGUAUUAUUCAAAAAAAACGUUUUUAAUUCCUGGGCGAUUGUAAGUUCCAAGUAUUUCUUAUCAUUUAUAUUUGUGUCGAAAAAAAUUUUGGCCAAUUUUCGCCUAUUUUGGUUGUAAAGUUAUUUUUCUUAUUUCAAUGCCAUUAUUAAUAAAACAUAACAAAUGACUUGAUUUGAAAAAGGUCUUGGUCUCCUGUUUUUUUGCGGGUAAAAAAAGCCGGGAUACACUAACAUGAGUCAUCUUUUUGAAAAUACCGCCGCUAAUAUUCAUUUUCCCAUUCAUCCCAGUCACAGGUUCAUUUUUUUCGCGCGCAUUUUCUCGCCAAACCCCAAAACUAUGUAAUAAAUCGUUGUCUCAACACCCUGCUGUCCUCCCGCGAAAAAAAAUAUAAUAAAUCUUUACAGUUUGGCUCAUCGGAAGUUUGACAUUUCUUGCGAUUUUCGAUUUUCGCACGACUUUUUCCAUCAGUUUUCUAUCAAUUUUCGCUCUCCUUACCGCUUCGCUCAACUCAAUGACGAUGAUAUCGAAAAUUCCCGAUGUUUUUGAUUCGCAAGUUCGAAUUGUUAUGGAAUCGCGCAAGAAUCGAUUGAAAACUCGCGCGUUUUUCAUUCGUCAAAAAUCAGACACUGUAAGUUCAUCAAAAGACAUUUUAAAUGUUUAAAAUUCAAAAAUUUUCAGUCACCAGAAUCAUCAUUUUAUGAAGAAGAGGAAGAGGAAUUCGAAGAGGAGGAUGAAGAAGAAGAUUAUGAAUCAGAAGAAGAUUUUGACAGCGAAGAUGAACCUGAUGAAGAAGUUUUGGCAUUGGUUGAACAUUUGGAGUCGAAGCUGGCACAGAGUGAAAAAGCGGAAUUUUUGAAAAAUAUUGUGGCGGCUGACAAAAAUCUGAAAAUAUUGCGAGAAGAUGAGACGAGUUUGGAAAAGCGGAAGGAGCGAUUACUUGAAGAUUUGAAAUCUCAACCGUCUUGCUCUACGGCCAAUCAUCAAUAUGCAGAUUAUUUCCCGCCUGAUUUCACAUCGGAGAUGAUUGAUUUCAUGAUCGAUCCGAAAUAUCAUGGUGGAAAGCCUUGGGUUCCACCGGCUGUUCCGCCACCACGAGCCGAAUUGGCGCAAGCCACCGCUUUUGCCAAGGAAUUGUAUGAGAGUUUUCUGGAAUCGGUGCAAAUGGCGGAAGUUGGAAUUCCUGUGCCGCCCAUUGAAGUUGUGCCCGAACCGGAUCUCGAGAGUUCGGAUGAAGAUGAAGGUUUUGGUGGAGGAGGAGAUGAAUCGGAUUAG